Messenger RNA from Linum tenue, 923 nucleotides. Lineage: Eukaryota; Viridiplantae; Streptophyta; Magnoliopsida; Malpighiales; Linaceae. The record is from the annotation of a GenBank genome assembly.
CUCAUUUUCUCAUCUCUCUCGUUUCUGAACUCUCUUCUCUCUGAAACUCCAACAACAACAGAAAAGCGAAUCAAACCCUAAACUAGUUCCAACCAUCUCUCUAAUUGCCUCUCCGGUCCCUCCUAUCUCUCGCGACGAUGAACAAUCACGGCGCGAAAGAGCGACAGGGGGAGUUGUCGCAGCGGCGGAGGUAAGACGACGCAGCGCGGCCGAGGGCUGCGAGGAGACGUUCUGGACCCCUCUUCCCUGAGGCAGGGGAGCGGCUGCCGGUCAAAUCCAGAAUACUGCCAGCAGCGAGAACUAUGAUGACAGGGUUUUUGUUCUUCGCUGUUUGUUUGUUCAGAGAAGGAAAGGUGGGGAAGAAGAAAGAAGAACAGAAGUCCUCUCCCGUCAGAGGGGGAAAGGAAGUCUGGUUUUUGCAGAGUUUUCUUUCUGUUUCUAGACAAGAAAAGAGGAGGAAGAAGUGGAGAGGGCAACGCCCUCUGUUCUUCAUUUAUGGUCGUGUGUUUAGUGGAGGAAGGGAGUGUCACUAGGAGGAAGAAGAAGUGGAAGAAGAAGAAAAGCCCCCUCCGAAAGGAAGUGUCUGCGUUGUUUUUAUAGGAAAAAGCAGAUUGUUCCCCAAGUUUGCAAUAGGGUCGGUUUUUGGUCUGACCGGUAUGGGUUUGGUCAGACCUGAUCUCUGACCGGUUUGACUUUAUUGAGGGUUGACUUGGCCUUGGGCUUGUUGGGCUGUUUCAAGAUUUAAUUGGGUCUAUUUAUUUAUUUUUCUUUGUACAUUGUAAUUGCUAUUCAUUGUUUGAUCAUAAUUGUACUUUUAUUUUAUAAUUGUAAAAAUAAUAUGCGAUUACUAUUGUUUAGCAUUGUACUUGUAUUUGUAAUUUAUUUACUUUAAUAAAAAUAUUAUCUUAUUCUUUAUUUUGAAA